GCGGCGGCGGCGGCGAGGCGAGGCGAGACGAGACGAGGCGGAGCACCGUGAGCUGUGGGGCCGGUGGCGGGUAGAGGUGUGAGGGCGGCGAGGGACCUCAGGGGUAGUCGGGCCGGUGUGGCCGCCGCCGCCGCCAUGCAGGAAAUCAUCGCCAGCGUGGACCACAUCAAGUUUGACUUGGAGAUCGCAGUGGAGCAGCAGCUCGGGGCACAGCCGCUGCCCUUCCCCGGCAUGGACAAGUCAGGGGCUGCUGUCUGCGAAUUCUUUUUGAAAGCUGCCUGUGGCAAAGGGGGCAUGUGCCCAUUCCGCCAUAUCAGUGGUGAGAAGACGGUUGUGUGUAAACACUGGCUGCGGGGGCUGUGCAAGAAGGGGGACCAGUGCGAGUUCCUGCACGAGUACGACAUGACCAAGAUGCCUGAGUGCUACUUCUACUCCAAGUUCGGGGAGUGCAGCAACAAGGAGUGCCCCUUCCUGCACAUCGACCCUGAGUCCAAGAUCAAGGACUGCCCUUGGUACGACCGUGGCUUCUGCAAGCAUGGUCCCCUGUGCAGGCACCGGCACACACGGAGAGUCAUCUGUGUGAAUUACCUCGUGGGAUUCUGCCCAGAGGGGCCCUCGUGUAAAUUCAUGCACCCUCGAUUUGAACUGCCGAUGGGAACCACCGAGCAGCCCCCACUGCCACAGCAGACGCAGCCUCCGACAAAGCAAAGUAACAAUCCGCCAUUACAAAGGUCGUCCUCCUUGAUCCAGUUAACGAGUCAGAACUCUUCUCCCAAUCAGCAGAGAGCCCCGCAGGUCAUCGGGGUCAUGCAGAGUCAAAACAGCAGCGCAGGCAACCGGGGACCCCGGCCGCUGGAGCAGGUCACCUGUUACAAGUGUGGCGAGAAAGGACACUACGCCAACAGAUGCACCAAAGGCCACUUGGCCUUUCUCAGUGGACAGUGACAGCAGCUGGAGCCAGCUCAGAGCAGCCCAAGGGUCCCCACUCUCGGGGACCACCCUGGGCCAUCCUUGGGAGCGUGCACUUAACUGUUUAACGCCAGUGUUGGUGCAACUCUGGCUGGAGCAGGCAGGCAAGCACGCCAGGGUUCAUCAUUCUGAGGGGCUACGUCUGACAGUUUCCCUAUUAUUUGCUGUAAACUUUUUUAAAAGGGGACAAGUGCUCCAGUUUGGUCAAGUCGGCAUCAUGUCUGUCUAGGCAUGGACACCUGUCCGCAAUUCCCUGCACACCGCCCUCUGGGGAGGGGAGGAAGUGGUGGGGAAGGGCUCCUGCCAAGCAGUCUGUAGGGAAGGCAGCCCUUCCCCUCGAGGCCUCAUUAAACACCAGUUCUUGGUGACCCCAGGGGCUGUUGGAUCAUUUAAA
Molecule: messenger RNA, 1363 nt
Organism: Prionailurus viverrinus (fishing cat)
Lineage: Eukaryota; Metazoa; Chordata; Mammalia; Carnivora; Felidae
Gene: CPSF4
Product: cleavage and polyadenylation specific factor 4
Exons: 8
Coding region: 136-945 (269 amino acids)
Cellular component (GO): mRNA cleavage and polyadenylation specificity factor complex
Molecular function (GO): RNA binding; zinc ion binding
Source: RefSeq, a predicted model, not a curated record